This is a messenger RNA of Pseudopodoces humilis (Tibetan ground-tit), 4007 nucleotides long. The record is from RefSeq and is a predicted model, not a curated record. NCBI's taxonomy places the organism in Eukaryota, Metazoa, Chordata, Aves, Passeriformes, Paridae.
AUGCUUGGUGGGGGGAUAGCGUGCGUCCGACCGCCGGGACCGCUGGGGGUGGCAGCGGUGGCUCCGCGCCCGGAGUGGACGGUGUCGCGCGUCUGGCUGCCGCCACCGCCGUGGCUGCAGGGGCCGAUGGGAACGGCCCCGCACCCAGCACAUGUGGAAACGCGGCCGGGCCGGGGCCAGCCGCAAACAGUGUGCCGGCUCGGUCAGCGCCGCUGUGAUCCCCUGCGGGCGCCCCCCGCCACGUGGGGGGAAGCUGGCACGAGCGAUGCUGCGGGGAACACAAGCGAGGCGAGUGGAGCGAGCGACGCCGCAGCCUCCCCCCGGUCACUUCGACGGCGGCUGGGGCUGCCAAGGGCUGGUGCCGCCCACGGAGGCCGCGCUACCGCUUUUAUGAGCCCUGCCAGAGCCCUCCCGGCGCUGGGAUCAGCGGCAGGCCGGGGUGGGGGCGGGUCUCAGCCAAUGCUGCCCUUCCCCCCGGCGAGCAAAGCUCGAAUGCCGGAGCUGCCUCGGAUCUGGCGGCGGAUGUGGUGGGAGGCGCGUCCCCGGCUGCCGCGGGUGCCGGGGCAGGAGCGAACAAGCCUCCCUUUUUUACCACAGGGACUCACAGUCAUGCUGGCUCAUCGGGGUGAGUGUCUGCUUGGAGUGGAGGACACCGGGACAGCCCCCACUUCAGUCCGCAUUGGACACUCCCCCCAUGCCAGGUCACAGUCCAUCCCAGAGACCCCAGAAUGUUUUGGGACGAGGUCUGACUUCUGCCACCGAAAUAACACCAAGGGUUGUGAGGUUUGGAAGCCAAAAUUACUUCUCAAAUUGUUUACUCUGAAAGAUCAAUUUUUUAGGUCUCACCACUGGACGGUUGUUUCUGUUGACCCGCUGAGGGAAAAACUGAUCUCCGACCUGAAUUCUGAUUUGGAUGCACUCAUCCUUUUGGCAUGGUGCAUCAACCCACCAUUCUACCUGACACAAGGGCAGGUAAUUGCUCAAGCUAUUCCCAUUCCAUCAGGGAUCCCAGUAGACGAUGUAGCACCUCAGAUCUACUGGGCUCAAGCAGUGGGAGAAAACAAACCCAUCAUCUCAUGCCAUUUGAAAAAAAGUUCCGAAAACACCUCGGGAUUUUUGAUUGCAGCCACUGAGAAGCGCCAGACCCAAAAACUAGAAUGGACCACAGAUUCCCCAAUUUGGAUACCCCAGUGGCCGCUGAGUAAAGAGAAAUUAAAGGCGCUAAACGAGUUAGUAGAUGAGCAAUUGGCCCAAGGCAAUAUUGAACCUACUUUUAGCCCUUGGAACUCCCCUGUGUUUGUCAUUAAAAAGCCAGGGAAAGACAAGUGGAGAUUAGUUCAUGAUCUGAGAGAAAUUAACAAAGUCAUUGUAGACAUGGGACCUCUUCAACCAGGGAUGCCGUCUCCUGCCAUGCUUCCUCAAAAUUGGGAAUUGGCUGUGAUUGACAUCAAAGAUUGCUUUUUCAAAAUUCCUCUAGACCCUAUCGAUGCCCCCAGGUUUGCUUUUUCUGUGCCUUCCCUCAACAGAGAAGCCCCAAUGAGAAGGUUUCAUUGGAAAUCCCUCCCCCAAGGGAUGAAAAAUUCACCUGUGAUUUGCCAAUGGUAUGUUGCUGCCUUGUUAUCCCCUGUGCGAGCUGAGGUGGGGGAAGCCAUUAUCCUGCAUUAUAUGGAUGAUGUGCUAGUGUGUGCCCCCCAGGAAAAAUUGCUCCAGUCCACACUGGACCGGGUGACCGAAGUUUUAACAACUGCAGGACUCACCCUUCAGGAAGAAAAAGUACAAAAGAUGCCUCCUUGGAAAUACCUAGGUCUGGAAAUCACUGCAAAAACAAUUGUUCCUCAAAAAUUAGCUUUUAACAGCAAUCCCAAAACCUUAGCCGACUUGCACUCUCUGUGUGGAACAUUGAAUUGGGUUAGGCCUUGGCUAGGCAUUGCCACUGAUGACCUAGCCCCUCUUUUCAAUUUAUUGAAAGGGGGAGAUGAGCUGAGUGCUCCAAGGACUCUGACUCCAGAAGCCAGGGAUGCUUUAGAGAAGGUAAGCAGCAUGAUGGAGAAGAGACAGGCACAUAGAUGCCAUCCAGAGCUGCCUUUCAAAUUUAUUGUAAUGGGGAAAUUGCCACACCUUCAGGGGUUGAUUUUUCAGUGGGACAAGGACCAGAAAGACCAUUUGAUAAUCAUUGAGUGGGUCUUUCUCAGUCACCAUCGGUCCAAAAAUAUUACAAGGCCACAGGAAUUGAUGGCCCAGCUGGUUGGAAAGGCCAGGCUGAGAAUGAGAGAACUUGCUGGCUGUGAUUUUUCAUGUAUACAUUUGCCCCUAAGCCUCUCUGAGGAAGAAACCUCCUCAGUGAAGAUGACCAGGGAAAUGUUUGAGCACCUCUUGAGGAAUCAAGAGACCCUGCAAAUUGCUCUGGAGAAUUUUACUGGGCAGAUUUCAGUUCAUGCCCCUGCACACAAAUUGUUUAAUUCAAAAUUUAAUUUGGUACCAAAAGAUAAGAGGAGUCAGAAGCCCCUUGAAGCUUUGACUGUUUUUACUGAUGCUUCUGGAGCAUCCCGAAGGUCAGUAAUGACCUGGAAGGAUCCUCAGACGCAGCAGUGGGAAACAGAUGUUGAUUAUGUAGAAGGAUCCCCUCAAAUUGCUGAGUUAGCAGCAGUGGUUAGAGCAUUUGAGAGGUUUUCAGAACCAUUCAAUUUGGUCACUGAUUCAGCUUAUGUAGCAGGAGUAGUUUCCAGAGCAGAAAAUGCAGUCCUCAAGGAGAUCUCAAACAGAACUUUGUUUGAAUUGCUCUCAAAAUUAAUUUAUGCAGUUUCCCAUCGAGAACAUCCCUAUUUUGUUAUGCAUACCCGGUCGCACAUGGAAUUACCUGGUUUCAUAGCAGAAGGGAAUGACAGAGCUGAUUCCCUGGCUGCUGCCCCUGUUGGACUGGCCAGACUCCCUGACCUGUUUCAACAGGCAAAAUUAAGCCAUGAAAUGUUUCAUCAGAAUGUACCAGGUUUGAUUCGACAGUUUAAUCUGAAACGAGAUCAAGCCAAAGCCAUUGUGGCCACAUGUCCCCACUGUCAGCGCACAGCUCUGCCAUCCCUGGGUGCUGGAGUCAAUCCAAGGGGACUGAAAAGCUGUGAAGUAUGGCAAACUGAUGUAACACACAUCCCUGAAUUUGGACAGGUAAAAUAUGUACAUGUAUCCAUUGAUACCUUCUCGGGAGCAAUUUUUGCCUCAGCCCAUGCAGGAGAAAAAGGUGUGCAUGCCACAAAGCACCUGUUGCAAGCUUUUUCUGUACUAGGAAUCCCUAAAGAAAUUAAAACAGAUAAUGGACCAGCAUAUAUUUCCAAAGUGUUUAAGGAAUUUUUGCAGGAAUGGGGAGUGAGACACAAGACAGGAAUCCCCCACUCUCCAACAGGUCAAGCAAUAGUAGAGAGAGCACACCAGUCACUCAAAAGAGUUUUGAAAAAUCAAUGGAAAAACAAAGUAAAGUUAACACCACAGGAAAGAUUAUGCAAAGCCCUGUUCACUCUCAAUUUUUUAAACUGUUCUAUGGAAGAUCAAAACCCCCCAGUGGUUAAGCAUUUCUCCCCUCAUGGCAAACACAAGCUCAAGGAACAUCCACCAGUGCUGAUGAGAGACCCUGAGAGUGGAAAAAUUGAAGGUCCUUACAAAUUAGUGACAUGGGGAAGAGGAUACGCUUGUGUAUCAACACCCCUGGGUUUGCGGUGGGUCCCACAGAGGUGGGUAAAACCGUACAUUGAAAAACAUCCCACAAGACCCCCCGAUAUUUCAGUAGCAGAAGUUCAAAGAACAAACAGGUAUUUGGGUGGAGAAGGAAAUCCAGAUUCUCCAUUCUACCCUGACUUUCCACUGUUGAAUCUGUUUAUUGAUGAAUUUAGCUAAUGGUUUUUGUUCCUUGUUUACCUGUAUUUUAAGAAGAAACCAUCCUCAGUAUGACAGUUUUGUAGACAUUUUCUCAGGAUGGGGAUUUUCGGGAUGGCUGUCUUCUGUUUUCUGGACUGUUUUAG